Molecule: messenger RNA, 1236 nt
Organism: Nematostella vectensis (starlet sea anemone)
Lineage: Eukaryota; Metazoa; Cnidaria; Anthozoa; Actiniaria; Edwardsiidae
Product: NEDD8-conjugating enzyme UBE2F
Exons: 9
Coding region: 99-665 (188 amino acids)
Source: RefSeq, a predicted model, not a curated record
CCGAUGACCCAUUACUGCAGGCUCAAUUGUUUGAAGAAUUCAAGGAAACAUUUUGCCCUAAUGUACCAAGGAAGUGAGUCAUUUGUUCACGACUCCUGAUGAUAACUCUAUCUAAAAAGAUCAAAGAGGAGAGAGAAAGAAAGGAGAAGGGUCGAAGCUCUAGUGAUACGCGGAAAGGACAGAAAAUAUCAAUAAGAGAUGCGUUACUAACUAAAGAAGCACAAGAAAUGGAAGAAAACAUACCAGAUACAUGCCAAAUCACUUUUAAAGACCCGGACAAAUUAUAUGAUUUUUAUCUGACUGUCGUUCCAGAUGAAGGAUUCUGGAAAGAUGGAAUUUUCAAGUUUCAUAUUAUGAUCCCUGAAGAAUAUAAUAUCAAGCCUCCUUAUGUAAACUGUAGUACAAAGAUAUGGCAUCCCAAUAUCAGUGAGUCUGGGGAGGUGUGUCUGAGUUUGUUAAGGGAGCACACUCUUGAUGGUUCUGGCUGGGCACCGACAAGGCAUCUCAAGGAUGUAGUGUGGGGACUCAACUCAUUAUUUACAGAUUUAUUAAACUUUGAAGAUCCACUAAAUGUGGAGGCAUCACAAAUGUUUGAAAAAAAUAAGGAUUCGUUCAAGAGAAAGGUAGACGACUAUAUCAGGAUGUAUGCUUCAUCAAGAAGAUAGCAGUUACUACUGGUCCUGUCAACCAAAUUAGCAAUGUCAUGAAUUGUGGUUUACUGUUGUAAAUAUUUGGAAAAUAACAUUAUUCUUUUUCAUCAAGAUAUUUAGUUGGCUUUUGUCCCAAGCAUUUUUUUUUGUUGAGUUAACAUGAUGCUUUUUUCAGAAACAAUUUAUAUUAAAAACAAUUGGAUUCAAGGGCCUCUAUAAAAAAUAAUCGGAUUCUAUAAAAGAAUCUCAAAAUAUGGAUUGGAAACCUGCAGCCAGAAUUAAAACAUUAUCACGACGUCGUCGCUAAAAAGGAUAGGUUACAAUGUAUAACUAGAGAAAUAUUAUUUUGUAAUCUUCAAAUUUGGUCCUACAGAUUUAUGUAGUUGUUAAAAAUAAGAAAAAAAACAGUUUUUGAAAUAUUCUAGCUUCAUAGCAUAGGGAGAGUAUGAAGAAGUUGUAUUUCCAGCACCUAUUACUAAAGUCUGUUAAAAUAAUUUUCUAAUGUGCUUGUUUGUUUGAAUACUUACUGUAGGUAGGCAAAGGAAAAAAAAUACAGUAAAAUACAUACUUGCGUUGCUUGCUGAAA